Molecule: messenger RNA, 1268 nt
Organism: Penaeus indicus
Lineage: Eukaryota; Metazoa; Arthropoda; Malacostraca; Decapoda; Penaeidae
Product: alpha-1,6-mannosyl-glycoprotein 2-beta-N-acetylglucosaminyltransferase-like
Exons: 8
Biological process (GO): oligosaccharide biosynthetic process; protein N-linked glycosylation
Cellular component (GO): Golgi membrane; Golgi stack
Molecular function (GO): alpha-1,6-mannosylglycoprotein 2-beta-N-acetylglucosaminyltransferase activity
Source: RefSeq, a predicted model, not a curated record
UAAAUAUUUUAGGCAGUUUGUUUACACCGAGCGCCCAGUGGCACCCUCGCCCAGUGCCACCCUCGCCGCCUCCACCUGCUGGCACUCUCCCCUCGCCUGUGCCACGAUGAUGAGCCAGCCGCGUUCAGGGAGGAUGGAUCAGGUGCUCUGGCUGUGAUGCGUGGAGGGUGGGCGAGGGCAACCAGGGUCGUAGGUGUUGUAGUCGUGCUAAGUGUAGCAUGGCUCCAACUCGCGCUCCCUCCUUUACCUCAUGACCCUCAGGCUGCUCUUGGGGGUGGUGCUCGUGAAACCCCAGAGCUUGACCCAGCAAUCAUCAUCCACCACAGCCCUGCUUCAAAGUUCCUACAGGCCAAAGAAAAAUCUUCAAGCUCCACAGAGGGGUCGAAACUUACAGCAGAACAGAUUCAGGAGAUUCGUGAGCAAAUUCAACUUCGCAGUGGGAAUGAGACAGUCUUGAAUGAGGAAUUAUUUGGUCCUGUUCAACCUGAUACUAUUGUCAUAGCAGUCCAGGUACACAAUCGGUUAGAGUACUUAAGACAUUUAAUUGUGUCUUUAGCACAAGCAAGAGACAUAGACUCUGUAUUGCUUAUAUUUUCCCAUGAUAAUUUUGAUGAAGACAUCAACCAGCUAGUCACAACCAUUGACUUUUGUAAGGUGAUGCAGAUCUUCUAUCCACACUCUUUGCAGACCCAUCCCGACAGCUUCCCUGGAGAGUCUCCUGGUGACUGCCCAAGAAACACGAAGCCAGAAGAAGCUGCAAAACUUAACUGCUUAGGUAGCCCAGACCUCUACAACCACUACCGAGAAGCUCGGUUCACGCAAACUAAACAUCAUUGGUGGUGGAAAGCAAACAAAAUAUUUGAUGAUGUGUGGGUCCUGAGAAACCACACAGGGUUGGUGCUCUUCCUGGAAGAGGACCAUUAUGUGGCUGAGGACUUUCUGCACAUGCUUAGACUCCUCUCAGCAGCCAUCCCUCGAGCCUGUCCCAAGUGUUCACUCAUAACAUUGGGGAACUAUUUGAAAAAUUAUAAUUUCCAGAUAGAUGGAAGAAAGGUGGAGGUUACUCAGUGGGUUUCUUCAAAGCACAACAUGGGUUUUGCUUUUAAUCACAGUGUGUGGCAACAGAUAAAGGCAUGUAGCUCUCAGUUUUGUGAUCAUGAUGACUACAACUGGGACUGGUCACUACUUCAUGUGAGCUCCACCUGCCUUUCACAGAAAUUGCACACACUUGUCCUCCGCGCCCCAAGGGUCUUCCACAUUGGAGAGUG